AUGGAACAUCAGAGAGUCGCCGGCGUGGACGCCGCAGGCGGCCUCGGCCGCGCGGGAGUCGUCCUUCUCACCGUGACCGGCGCCGCAGCCGCCUACAGAGCGGCGGCGGCAGGGGACGUCGCCUUCGUAGCGUUCGUGAUCGUCAGCUACAGCGCUCUCCUGCUGCUGCUCCGCUUUCUUCGCGCCGACGAGCUGGCGCCGCCGGAGGCGGCUGUCGGUAGGGAACGGCUCAGGCGCAGGGUCUGGGCGCUCUGCAUGCUGCUCAGCGUGAUGUUCGCGUGGAAGUUUGCCAGCGUCAAGCCGUGGCCCGUCGCGGUCGGCGUGUGGGCCGCGGCUGCUGCGACCUCUGCGGGUGGCUUCGUUCUCCUCUUUCGUCCGCAGCGUCGCCUCCGUAAGUUGGAGGAGGGCGGCAGCGGUAGGGACGCCAAGAUCAAGGCCGCGGUGUGGGCGCUCAUCACGACGCUGCUUAUCACGGCCAUGUUCGCCAGCUAUGCCUUGGGGGUCGCGCCGCUGAGCUGUUCAAGAUGGGCUUCGGCGUCGCGGCGUGCAACUUGGCACUCGCCCACCACCACGCCCGCGUGCCGCGGGCUCCAUGGCGUUCGUGUUCUUGGCAUAUCUGGGUUUCGUGACGCACACCUGGUUCUUCCUCCGUCGCUUCGAAGGCCGCGCUCGCGGCGCCGGGCAGUGAGGCAAUGA
This is a messenger RNA of Miscanthus lutarioriparius, 696 nucleotides long. The record is from the annotation of a GenBank genome assembly. NCBI's taxonomy places the organism in Eukaryota, Viridiplantae, Streptophyta, Magnoliopsida, Poales, Poaceae.